AGUCAGAGACCAGAAAGUAGGUUCCACCAUCUCCUCUUGGAGAUGGCAGCAAGCUGAGACAAAAGAGGCUUACAUGGCAAGUCUCUAGGUUUCACGCGAUCUGCUGCCUUUGUAACUUAGAAGACCAUCAUGGAUGUGGAUAUAGACACCGAAGAACUCCUCACUGAAGAAAAGCCAAAAAAUUAUAGCCAGCCUGAUGUUCUGUGUCACACAUUUGACUUUCUCUCUAACGUUCAUAAGUUGCUCCCAAAUCACCUGGUGGAAGUGCUUCACUCCUACAGAAGCGAAGAGGACAAGAUCAAAUGUGAGAAGCCUGAAUUCUCUGGCCUAGAAAAGAUCUUAGCAAGACAUCAGUUGCCAAAAGAGAUUGGUCUCUCCCCAAAGCCAAGCCUUAUACCCUCGUGGAAAAGAAAAAUAAUCAACAAUAUCAGUGGCAACUGGAAGAAAUGUCACCUGUGGCAGAAAAGCAUCUAUGAGCCGCCCAUGAGCACCAUCAUUGCCAGCUAGAUUUAAAAAAUCUAUAGAGUGAGAUUGUGUCUCCUAGUAACAUCAGAAGCUGUAUCUAUAAAGUCUCACCAAUAUGACUGCCCAAAUGUGAGCUGAACAAGAGUGACACCAAUGGAUAUGCCAGAGUGGACACAGAAAAGCACACAAGGCUUCACCCCUAUAUGAAGAACUAUAGCCAAGUGAAGAAAGCUAGGGGCGGA
Messenger RNA from Mastomys coucha (southern multimammate mouse), 707 nucleotides. It is a transcript of the gene CUNH6orf201, whose product is annotated as chromosome unknown C6orf201 homolog. The record is from RefSeq and is a predicted model, not a curated record. NCBI's taxonomy places the organism in Eukaryota, Metazoa, Chordata, Mammalia, Rodentia, Muridae. The transcript is spliced from 3 exons. Bases 130 to 507 code for a protein of 125 amino acids.